Molecule: messenger RNA, 2511 nt
Organism: Malassezia restricta
Lineage: Eukaryota; Fungi; Basidiomycota; Malasseziomycetes; Malasseziales; Malasseziaceae
Product: telomere length regulation protein
Exons: 1
Coding region: 1-2511 (836 amino acids)
Biological process (GO): protein stabilization; telomere maintenance via telomerase
Cellular component (GO): cytosol
Molecular function (GO): telomeric repeat DNA binding; Hsp90 protein binding
Source: RefSeq, a predicted model, not a curated record
AUGACAUGGCCUGGACGCCUCACGGCCGCCACGGAAUGGGAGCAGGUCCUCGAGGCUAUUCUGCCGCCUCUAGCGCUCGUGGACGCGCUUCCACAGGCGUAUGCAAGCUACGCCGAGCUUGCGCCGCGUGACAAGGAGGACGAUGGAUGGUGGGGCGCUUGUCAGCAUACCCUCUUGACCGAGACACUCGUGACGUGGGCCCCGAUCCUGCAGGAGCAUGCAUUGUACGAGCCUGUGUUGAACGGCUGGUUCGUGCCACCGGCAUCAGCACGUGUGUGGCCGCAUACGCUGCACACAUGUUCAGCCCUGCUGAGCGGAUCGAUUCAGUGCCAUGCAUCUACGCUCGAUGCUGUGGCGCACAUUCUGACGCGGUUUCAUGCGCCCCUUGUGCUUUUGCGCACGUUAGAAGCGGUCCGCGCCGAGCCGCAUAUGGCACGUCGCGACCUCAUGUGGUCGGACGCUGUGGCUCAAAUCGCGGCUCUGCCGACGCGCGUAGCCAACACGUUCGGACCCUUGGAUCAUGCGCUAUUGGAUGUGUACAAACCAUGGCUAUUGCAGCUGAUGUGUGCCUGCCCCGACGUGCUACCGAAUGAAGCGGAGCGUAUAGCCGUGCUAAUCACGCGUCUUUCGCGCAUCGGCGUCGUGGAGCGCAUGUGGGACGCCAUCUUGCCCCAUGCACAGGCUCGGGCAUGGCGCUCCGUCCUGGGCCUAUGCGACGCGCCGACGCAGGAAGCUUUGAUCACGUCGCUCGUGCGCACGAUGCAAACGCGCUUGCUCCCUUCGCAGUACGCGUGGCCUGUAGCGCAUGACGAGCUCACGCCUGGGACAGAGGGCCGUGCGUUUCUGUCACACGAUGCAUGGCGAUGGGGUUUCACGGCGUACGAUACCCUGCAUACGAUCGCGGCCGAGGUACUGGACCGCCUGCAUGUGCUCCUGCAUGUCGUAAACACGCCACUCAUGGCCAUGGCAGCGGCAUCUUGGGCCAUGGAGAAGGAGGCGGCCAUAACGCUCGAGGGCUUGGUCCAGUGGUGGAGCGAUCCACGACGUAUUCGGUACGCGACGUACCCACUCGAGCAGUGCGUGACGACGCAGGUGCUUACGGCCAUCCGGCACAGUGAUGCGACAACGCUGGGGGCGCAUGCACAUUCGCCCAUGUUCCUUCGUGGCGUAUCUUCGCACCUCGAGCACACAGAUGCUCGGAUCCGGCGUCUCGGUAUGCUGAUAGCAGAGGUGCUCAGUCAAGCCACAAAUCCCAAGCCCCUUGCCUUUCCAGAACAGGUAUGGGAGGGUCGCGGUGACGGUCGCGGUGCAUGCCGCGUCUUGCGGGCCAUGUACCUUCGAGAGAUGUGGUGGCCCGAUGAGCCACCGUAUCCGUGGCCCACAGAGCCAGUCUGGCCCGUCUAUCCCCCACCGCGCACGAUGUCGCCGCCGCCUCGCCGGCGUCCACUCGUUCAGGAUCUGGACGCGUCAUCCGACUCGGAGACAUCGACGCACGACGAUCCCAACGACACAUCAACGAUGCUAGGCGAUGCCCUACAGAAGAAAACACGGGUGCCCGUGUACGUGCAUGAACUGGCCCCGCUCGCAAGGCAACGUGACUAUGAGGCCAACAAGUGCGUCAUCAAGCACGCCGAGGCGCUUAUUCGACGCAAGACGGGCUGGGGUCACGAAAUUGCCGAGCACGGCACAGACUUGGCCAUGGCGCUGGCAUCGAUGCAGGACACAUAUGAUUUGGAAGCGUUCGACGAGAGGCGCACCCGCGCCUUGAGUGCGUUAUGCAUCGCGGCGCCCAUGCCGGUCGUCGAUACACUGUACGAGCAAUUCUUCACGCCGCACUAUUCACUUGCACAGCGACUCUCGAUGCUUCGUGCGGUGGCUUCGGCUGCCGUCGAAAUGAGCGGGAGCCGGGCGUGCACGGCAGAUACCCUGGCCGAGGCGGCGGUGCAGCGUACCACGGCCGCUGGUGAGGCACGCAUCUCGAAAGCACAUGCUAUGGCACGCGUGUCCCUACCUUUUGCGCCGCCAUGGAGCGUUCGGCCUACGGCUCCGUACACGGCUGUCGCCACCGACACGUUUAUUUACCCCCUCAUUCGCCGCUUGGACCGUGCACGCCAAGAGACAUCACGCAUGUAUGCUGGCAGUGACACAGCCCUCGUGCCAGGCGCCACAAGUGCUCUUUUGCACACGCUGUGCGUAUUGUGCUAUCAUGCGCGGAAUGCGGCAUUCUUCAUGACACGAGUCCUGCCUGAUAUCCUAGAGGUCAUUGAGGUGUGGGGCUCAGAUGCGCAUGCCGACGUGGGGACAGCAGCCAUGUCCUUGGCGAUCGUCGUGCUGGAUAUGGCCACCGAGGCAGAUGGCGGCGCACACUUGGCCAGGUCGCAUUCAGCGCAAUUACUGCGUAUCCAGACCAUGGCGCAUGCCUCAGCAGACGUGUCACAACAAGCCGCCGCCGUUGUCUUGUGCAUAGCCGAUAUGCAAGAGCGAAUGCAUCAGGCGCUGCUAGCGAAAUAA